AUGCUAGAUAAGCCUCACCCCACACCUCCCAGAUGGAAGGAAACAUACGACGCAAUAAAGGAGAUGCGGAAGAAAUAUAUCGCUCCAGUGGAUACAAUGGGCUGUGAGCAAGCUCAACUUAGCGAAAUCGAUCCAAAGGGACGGAGACUGUCCACUCUUGUGUCCCUCAUGUUAUCGUCUCAGACGAAAGACGAAGUUACUGAUGCUGCUGUAAAGAAACUGCGAAAAGCUCUUGGGGAAAGCAUCACAGUGGAAGCUCUAAUACAAGCGGAUGAGAGUACAAUAUCCGAAGCUAUUAAUAAGGUUGGCUUCUGGCGUAGGAAGACACAGUAUAUCAAGCAAGCAGCAAUCCGCUUGCGUGAUGACUUCGGCUCAGACGUUCCCAAAACGGUGGACGAACUCUGUUCUCUCCCAGGAGUAGGGCCUAAAAUGGCCUUUUUGUGCCUUCAACGGGCUUGGGACAUCAAUGAUGGCAUUGGCGUCGAUGUUCAUGUCCACAGGAUAACAAACCGGCUUCGCUGGCACAAGCCGCAGACUAAAACUCCAGAGGAGACGAGAUUAAACUUGCAGUCUUGGCUUCCGAAGGAACUCCAUCCGGAUAUAAACCACUUGCUUGUUGGAUUUGGACAGACAAUUUGCCUGCCUGUUGGACCGCGAUGCGACGAUUGCACACUAAGUACAUCGGGUCUUUGCCCCAGUGCACAAAAUGUAAAGACUUCCAAAUCACGCAAAGCCCUACAGCUCCGCGAGGAGGUUGUCGUCGAAGAAAUAGAUGCAACGUAG
This is a messenger RNA of Fomitiporia mediterranea MF3/22, 783 nucleotides long. RefSeq names its product DNA glycosylase. Lineage: Eukaryota; Fungi; Basidiomycota; Agaricomycetes; Hymenochaetales; Hymenochaetaceae. Gene Ontology annotation, biological process: base-excision repair; base-excision repair, AP site formation; nucleotide-excision repair. Gene Ontology annotation, molecular function: DNA-(apurinic or apyrimidinic site) endonuclease activity; DNA binding; oxidized pyrimidine nucleobase lesion DNA N-glycosylase activity. The coding region runs from base 1 to 783 and encodes 260 amino acids. The transcript is spliced from 6 exons. The record is from RefSeq and is a predicted model, not a curated record. Gene Ontology annotation, cellular component: nucleus.